AUGAGUAGACGUUUACUUUCUACCCUGGCAUCAUCGGAUGCAACCGAAAUUCCGAACGCAACUGAGUCAAAUCUGUUCAGCUCGAUCGCUUGUUCCGAUCCUAGCGACUCGGCCUACUUCUGUUCCUACGGCCAUUUUGCCAUUCACGCGGAAAUGAUCAACGAUGUGGUCCGCACCAAAUCUUAUCGAGAUUUCAUUUUAUCCAAUGCAAGCACACAUUUUGCCGGCAAGCGCGUACUGGACGUAGGCUGUGGCUCAGGGAUUCUAUCCUUGUUUGCUGCCGAGGCCGGGGCUCUCCAUGUUUACGGUGUGGAGGCUUCUGUGGAGAUUUUCACAGCUGCUCAAGAAACUGUGAUAGCUAAUCGUCUGGCAGAUCGUAUCACACUGUUACGAGAUUGUGCGGAAAAUGCAAAAUUGCCCGUGGAUCAAGUCGAUGUGAUCAUUUCCGAGUGGAUGGGUUACUUUCUCCUAUUCGAGUCCAUGCUAGACUCGGUCAUACAGGUUGCCUUGCGUUAUCUCGCUCCUGACGGUCACAUCUAUCCACGACAUUACUCACUGUGCCUAUUGGGUGUGUCCUGCGGUGAAAAAUUACGUCACGAUUGCGUGGAAUUGUGGAAUAAUGUGUAUGGUUUUGAAAUGCCCGCUUUGCGUCGAGCCGCGUUAACUGAAGCACACAUCCUAGACAUGGGUGAUGCACGAGUGCUCGGACCGGUGGACGCAUUGCACGGGUUUCGAAUUUUGACCAAAAACCCUUGUCACCUGUACACACUGGAUUUGGAUGCGAUAUUGCGACAGCGGAGGGAUCAUCCAGCUAAUGAGUGGUCAGACUUGCAGUCAGCUGAAGGCCCAAUCGAUUUAUUUGUUAAUCCCGAUUCACCUUCCAACGGAGAUGUCACGUUUCGGCUAGACGCAUUUGUGGGCUAUUUCGAUGUGCGAUUCGAUGACGAUGCCCCUCAUCAGGGGGUGAUCGGGAUGCAUGAACAUCUCGAACCGCUCAGUACUGAGGUGCAACCGUCAAAUGUUUUCGAUGGCAUGCCAUCCUAG
This is a messenger RNA of Echinostoma caproni, 1044 nucleotides long. The record is from the annotation of a GenBank genome assembly. Lineage: Eukaryota; Metazoa; Platyhelminthes; Trematoda; Plagiorchiida; Echinostomatidae.